UUCCGGCAGUCAAUUGAUCACUUCCUACCGAAAAACACUUACUUUAGAAUCAAACUUUGAUUUGUAUUAUUUUUCAUUUCAAUAAAUGUGUUGGGAUUUUUAAAAAUAUCUUUUAAAAAUCCCAUAAUAAUAUUAUUAUAUCAAUAAUAUUAUGAACCACCCUAUGGCUCCGUCAUCAGACAUGCAUAACGUUUAUAAUUUUCAUAAUCAUCAUCAUCACCAUCACAGUCAACAUCCUCAACAGUCACCAGAUUUACUGAGAAGUGGGAGCCAUGUUAUUACUACUAAAGCCGAUUCUUCAUCGUCUUCUCCAUCAACAUGUUACAACAAAACGUCUAGUUUUUCUCAAGACUUCAUGAUGGGAUCAGAUACUUGCCAAGCACAGCUGCAACAUGAUGAUGACAGUUGUAGUGAUGUUGAAGAUUCCACAACUUCUAGCUGCACUUACAGGGCUGUUCAUCAUGGAGCGUCCCCACAUUCGUCGUGUUUUAUAGUUUCUCCUUUACGUCAAGGUGACUCGUCUAUGUUAUCGACUACAUCAAUGACACGAUACAAUAUGACAGAUGGAAACUUCUAUGGUGGUGGUAGUCAUGGGAAUGGGCAUCUUCCCCAAAGUCUUGAUGUUCAUGGAGGAACUAGUAGUGGUUUCAGAGUACAAAGACAAACAGCUAAUAUUCGAGAACGAAGACGUAUGUUAAGGUCAGAUUUGGCACCUACUCGAUCUGCGGAUAGACCCACACCGGUUAAAAUCAGCAUCAACUCGGCAUUUGAUGAGCUUCGUGGCCAUGUUCCUACAUUUCCAUAUGAGAAACGGCUGAGCAAAAUAGAUACACUUCGACUAGCAAUAGCAUAUAUAGCUCUAUUGCGUGAAGUACUAUCAGCCGAUUGUGACCCUUUGACUUAUGUUCAACGGUGUUUGAGUGGCGAACGGCAACCUGAGAGGGCUGAAUGGAACACUAGUGAUUUGACAGCAAGAUUAUCAUGGAUUAAUUGGGAGAAUUUAGGAGUUAAUCCUAACCGACGAGGAGCUUUAUCUUCCUAUUCUAUGCCAGACAAUGUUAAUUGAACAGCAAAAGAAAAAUUGUACGCUACAUAAAACUAUACAUUUAUUAUUGUGUAUUGGUAAUUAUCGGGACAAAAAUGUGCAAUAAAAUCUAUAAGAAAUUAAUUUAACGACUAAUAGUUUACAUUUAUUUAACAACCGUUACGGAUAAAAAAUUUAAGUCUUCAUGUGUUCCUUAAAAUUGUUGUAUAUUUGUAACACAUACUAAUCCAACGAAAGUGUAUUAGCACGUGUUUGCUUUUAAGGCUGUAGUUAUAUUGAACAAUGAAAACAAUAACGUAAAGGUACUAUACCAAUAAAAUAUACUUGUAAUAAACAUUGUUGUAUUACCAAAUAAUUAUUAUAAUAAAAAUACUAAUUAAUA
Daktulosphaira vitifoliae (grape phylloxera) is the source of this 1427-nucleotide messenger RNA. RefSeq names its product pancreas transcription factor 1 subunit alpha (gene Fer2). NCBI's taxonomy places the organism in Eukaryota, Metazoa, Arthropoda, Insecta, Hemiptera, Phylloxeridae. The coding region runs from base 152 to 1066 and encodes 304 amino acids. The transcript is spliced from 5 exons. Gene Ontology annotation, biological process: regulation of transcription by RNA polymerase II; developmental process. Gene Ontology annotation, molecular function: RNA polymerase II transcription regulatory region sequence-specific DNA binding; DNA-binding transcription factor activity, RNA polymerase II-specific; protein dimerization activity. The record is from RefSeq and is a predicted model, not a curated record.